Molecule: messenger RNA, 3270 nt
Organism: Wallemia ichthyophaga EXF-994
Lineage: Eukaryota; Fungi; Basidiomycota; Wallemiomycetes; Wallemiales; Wallemiaceae
Product: Regulator of V-ATPase in vacuolar membrane protein 1
Exons: 3
Coding region: 1-3270 (1089 amino acids)
Biological process (GO): vacuolar acidification
Cellular component (GO): RAVE complex
Source: RefSeq, a predicted model, not a curated record
AUGACGCCAUCUUCUGUCUCCGUGUACCAAAACUUCAUUCUGUCUUCCACCGCGCCCUCAACCAACCCCCACAUUCCUUCCUUGUCGCCUGAUUCUUGUUAUCUGGCAAUGUCUCACUUGGGCUCCUCCACUGUCCUCCUCCAGCGCACGCCCUCGCUUUCCCCGUUCCAAUCGCUUCCCCACCUUUCCCCAAUACGCUCUCUCCAAUGGCGUGACAACUCCCUCCUCAUCGUCGAAACUUCUGACAACGACUUGUACGCGUACAUACGAUCUUCUCCCACCAAAUUCGACCCAUGGACUAUCUACGUCUCUCCUUGCCUAUUGCGCUCUUUCUGGCUCGGUCCCUCCACCACUGAUCUCCUCCUCAGGCGCGCUCUAUCUGACUCCAACUACCUCUUCCAUCAAAACAGCCCGCUCUCCUCACUCAUCGCGACUAGGCGCUACGAGAGCGUCUCUCAAAUCAGCCAGUUCUCGCGCGAUCUCAUUCUAAACUUUUCCUCAGACGGCUACAACUUGUCCAUCAACGCUAUCAACGAUACUUCUCACUCUACUUGUAAUUACAUUCGCUCCUCGCCCAUCGUACAACUCAAGUUGAACGAGUAUAUUCCCAACGAUAUUACUGAUAUACGCCUCACCUGCAGUAGCUCUCAUUCUCCCAUCUAUAUCAUAGCUCUCAGGGAUGCCAAUAGAGGUUUGCUGGUGGGCGUGCUCAACCCGGCUUCUAUCUUUGAUCCUGUCCCUGAUACUAACCUUCAUCCACCCAUUCACUGGUUACGCAACGCUGAUCACGCUCAGCACACAUACGCUAUCCGCUUCAUCACCACUGAUCCACUCGGUCAAACACUCUCGACUUACUCUCAUCAAGACGGAAAACUUAUUCAUUGGCAUGUCGUAGACACUCCCUCAAAUGCCAUGCAUAAACUCGGAAUCUUAAAUAGUGUGGCUUCGCUUGAUGGUCUGCAAGAUGUGUACGCAUCUAUACACGUUCACAAUGUAUUCGCAAUUGCAUUUCAAGAUAGAGUAGAGGUGCACAAAGAUGGUAGUUUAGUCAGGUCACUUCCAUUUAAGGCAUCGACUGUGCUGUUUACAAGCAAUUCCAAGCACCUACACGUAGUAGAGCAUAAUGAUACAUCCAUGAUAGUGACAUGGCUUGCGUUGAGCAGCUGUGACGUCGUUCACCGCGAGACUCUGUCACCAAUACUACAUUCAGCAACUGUAUCCACUAAGUACCUCACCAAAGCUAAUAUUCCUUCGUAUAAGUCACGUUCGCGCCCCAAGUCAGCCGUUACUUAUGAUAUCCAUCCCCUCCUUUUAGCGGUGAAUGAGGAUGGUAGGGUGAUCUUUGUGAAGAUAGAAGAUAAGUUAAGAACUCACACGUCAGACACAACAUUACGCAUUGAAGAAUUUACAAAUUCAGACCUUCUUGCGUCAUGUUCACACUCUCGCCACACUGCCGUAGCAGCAAAUGGCAAAGUGAGGAUAUACAACUAUCACAAUAUCCUCGAGCACGAGUAUGCACCAAGCCUGACCCUAAAUAUGGAAUUUCUCAGCCUUGCCGACUACGAAGGUGGCGUGCUCCUGCUAGUUAACGAAUCCAAUUUGGUUCGGAUUUGGGUGUCUACGCAUGAUGUAUCGACACGCUGGAUCGAGCUUACGCGUCUGACUCUGCCAGCUUAUGAAUCAACAGCUAUUACCGCUGCUACUUUCCUCCAUAAUGGUACUGUUGCGCUCGUCACUAACGCCAACAUACACAUCCAGUCGGUGUUGCACCUUCUGUCCACUUCUCUCUCUCCUUACUUGGACGGAUUUAUUGGAGCGUCUGAAAAGCCUCUCCGACAGCUUUCACUUUAUGAGGUCGUCGCUCUUGUUGCGGGCCCAGUCCAGGAAUGGUAUCCUGGUUUUAUGGCUAGGUGUGUAGAUCUAGGAUACACUGAGAUGCUCAGGGGGGCUUUGCGCAGAUUAAGACGUGCAAUCGUGCACCACGAUAUGAGCAAACUUGUCAAUGCGUUUGUAUUAGCUGAUGAAGAGGAUUGCGAGGAAGAUGAUGAAGAUAGCAGAUACCCUGUCAUAGACGAGCAGUUUAUAAACGCUCUUUCCACUGUCAAGGGAUUCAUCGGCAGUAGCGCUUAUGAUUCCCUCAGCAAUAUCAUCAGGAGCAUACAAUUAGCAUCAGAUAACUGCACGAAAGCCGACGAGUAUGCAUGGAAAGCGGUAUACUAUGCCUCUCUUGCUAAUCGACUCAACUCUCACAUCGCAUUGUUCGCGCUUCUGUCACAGAACGAGCAGCUCAUCUCAGACGUACUGCCGAACGACGCAGCCACACUGCUUGCAUACCCUAGCAUAUGGCUUCCAGACCAACAUUAUCAAAGUAAAAUGGAGAUUAUUGCUAAGAAGAUGUCUACUACGACGGAAGACACCAUCGAUCCUAGCCGCUAUGCUGUCUCAGUUGUGUAUUUCGCCCUCAAGAAGAAAUCAUCGGUACUAACUCUAUGGAAAUACGCUUAUGGACAUAAAGAGCGUGAAAAUGUUGUGCGAUUUCUCAGUAGAGAUUUCAACGGCGAUGGUGAGCAGGCCCAAGUAAACAGGGUGGCUGCUACCAAAAACGCUUACGUUCUGCUGUCUAAACGUCGUUAUGAUUACGCUGCUGCGUUUUUUGUCCUCGCUCAUAAACACGCUGAUGCUACGAAAAUUCUCAUCAAGCACUGCACAGACUACGAGUUGGCAUUGUGUGUUGCAAGGUCAAGUGGUGAUAAUACACUCUUUAACGCUGUCUUGAAAGAUAUGGCACUUUGGGCUGUUCGACAUGGUGAUACGGCUUUGGUUGUCGCUGCACUAAUCAAACUGGACCGUAAAGUGCUGGCAUCAAAAUGCUUGCUUGAUAUGAAGAGUGCCUUGAGAGAUGAUUUCUUUGCUAAUACAGUGCUCGGCGAUCCUUGCGAUUUGGAUUUCGCGCUAGUCGGACUAUAUAACAACAGCGCCAUCCCUAAAGCUUUCAUUGAGGGUGAAGGCAAAGUGGCGAUGAGGUGCGCUAAUCAGCUUGCUAGAGAUGGAUGUCAUGUACUCGCUGUUAAACUCUUAUCUGAGUGGAAGUUUGGCGGUGUGAAGGAAAGAUUGGAUAAUUUGGAAAGAAACACAAACACAGCUCCACAAUCGCAUACAAACAACUCGACUCUAACGCCCGCACAACCCAAAACUAACAUCGUUGCAUCCCAGCCUAAGCAGUCUUCGCAGCAUGUUGAUCAAUUCGACAUGUCAGCAUUUGGAUUCUAA